Perognathus longimembris pacificus (Pacific pocket mouse) is the source of this 1307-nucleotide messenger RNA. It is a transcript of the gene Lamtor3, whose product is annotated as late endosomal/lysosomal adaptor, MAPK and MTOR activator 3. NCBI's taxonomy places the organism in Eukaryota, Metazoa, Chordata, Mammalia, Rodentia, Heteromyidae. Bases 155 to 529 code for a protein of 124 amino acids. The transcript is spliced from 7 exons. Gene Ontology annotation, cellular component: Ragulator complex. The record is from RefSeq and is a predicted model, not a curated record. Gene Ontology annotation, biological process: positive regulation of TOR signaling; cellular response to amino acid stimulus.
CGUAGCAAAUGCUUCCGGGAGCGCCGACGAGGUCACGAGUCAUGUGACAGCCGCUUGCCGGGGACUCCUGUUUAGCUCCAGUGCGGUGGGGAUAGUCCGGUGGCCGAGCAACCCAGGCGAGCAAGAUUGAUCCUGCGAGGGAAAGGGGUUCGUCAUGGCGGAUGACCUAAAACGAUUCCUGUAUAAGAAGUUACCAAGUGUUGAAGGACUCCAUGCUAUUGUUGUGUCGGAUAGAGAUGGAGUACCUGUUAUCAAAGUGGCCAAUGAUAAUGCUCCUGAGCAUGCUUUGCGACCUGGCUUCUUAUCUACUUUUGCCCUUGCAACAGACCAAGGGAGCAAACUUGGACUUUCAAAGAAUAAAAGCAUUAUCUGUUACUAUAACACCUACCAGGUAGUUCAAUUCAAUCGUUUACCUCUUGUGGUGAGUUUCAUAGCCAGUAGCAAUGCCAACACAGGACUAAUUGUCAGCCUAGAAAAGGAACUUGCUCCAUUGUUUGAAGAAUUGAUCAAAGUUGUGGAAGUUUCUUAAUCUGAUGAUGGUUUUGAUGUAUACCUUAUCUUAUAAAAACACAAGUCAAUCUAGCAAUCUUUAGACCACAAUAAUACUUUUCUCUAUAUGUAUGUAAGAAAGGGCCCCUUUUCCACCUUACACUAAAGAAUCUGCCUAUAGGUGUACUUUAUAGACAGAUCAGGUAUUAUAUUUGCUUUGUAAGGUCUUUUCUUCUUUAGAGAGAUCUGGGGAUAAUGGGGAUGAUCUGAAAUGGUUCAGUCUGUCACAGCUCCCAUGGAGUUAGUGCAGUCACCACAUACAGAUGGGAUCUUAUUCAGUGGAUCAGAAUCAAAAUGGUGCAUUGAUCCACUUGAGCCACUGAGCGCUCCCUAUCAUACAGGACUCCCAGGCUGCAAGCAUGCAGCAGGCCCUCUUAUUGUGAAUAAUAUUGAGGAUAUAUUUUUCUUCCAUUGUAUUUUAUUUCUUUGCAUUGAGUGUGAGGAAGAUAAAAUGGCUUAGUAAAAGUAAUAAAAUCAGUACAAUCACUAACUUUAUAUAUGUAUUACUUUGCACUGUAGAUAUAUGUCACUAAUGAGUUCUUUUCAGAGGGUGCUUCUCUUUAAUGAAAAGGAAAAUUAUAGCUUACCCUUUUCUUCCUACUCUGCUCUCUAUAACCAAUCAGUGUUUUAAUGGAUUGUUCUUUAUAGAAUUUAAAUAUGACUUGUUACAGAAUCCUCUUUUCAGUAUGUAUAUAAAUGUGAUAGUUUUAGCCAUUUUUUCAUACAUGAGUAUAAAUAAAAUAGUAUUUUUAAAAAUA